CAGAAAGAACAGUCUAAAUGCAGACAGGGGACAGGACAAAGCACUAGGGACAAAAUAAAAAAAAAAGACAUUUUUUUAAAAUUUUCAAAUUUCCCGCCGUACGUCCCGACGUCACAGGGACCGGAACACAGAAGCCGGAUGCCGGCAUCAAGCCGGAGGAGAUGGCCGGGACGCUGCAGGGGACACAUCGUGGGAGCGCAGGACAAGGUAAGUGCUGCAGGGAAUCCCUGAGCAACGCCGCAUGGUAAGCCCGAGUGUAGCUCGAGGUUACCGCUUUUGGUACUGAAAU
Molecule: messenger RNA, 289 nt
Organism: Staurois parvus
Lineage: Eukaryota; Metazoa; Chordata; Amphibia; Anura; Ranidae
Source: the annotation of a GenBank genome assembly